AUGGAAAUCACAGUACCAAAAACCCACACAAAACCCCGUCUUCCUCUUCACAUGAAAAGCACUCCAUACAAAACUCCCCCACCUAACCCUCCAACCCAACUCCAAUUGCCUCUGCACAGACCCGAACACAAACCGCCCAAACCCAUCAGAACCGGAAACCCGAAAACCCGACCCGUCACCACCACAUCCGACGUCUUACGCCUGAUGGACAGCCUCCGAUUCCCCGUGCCGCUCGACAUCUACGCCUUGCUCGUCGGAGAAUGCGCAGAAUCCGGCGACCCUUCAAAAGCCGUCGAGCUUCACGAUCACGUCAGAAGAAGCAGGCUCCGUUUGGGCGUAGGCAUGCUCAACCGAAUCAUGCUAAUGCACGUCUCGUGCGGGUCCCUCGCGCACGCGCGCCAGGUGUUUGACCAAAUGCUCGUUACAGAUUUCAACUCGUGGGCAGUUGUUAUCGCGGCUUGUGUCGAGAAUGGGGAGUAUGAUGAAGCCAUAGAGCUGUUUGUGAAGAUGCUCCGCGGAAAGGGAUUUAAAAAUGUGGAUGAUAAAAACCAGAUGUGUUUUUCAGUUUCGGGGAUUCUUGUUUGUGUCCUCAGAGCUUGUCUACAAACGAUGAAAUUUGAACUUGGGGUACAGGCCUUGGACCAGGUUGAGGAAGAGGUCAAUGCCCUGGCUGAAUGUUGUGAUAAGAUUGCAAAAGCUUUAAAUAACUGUAAUGCUACCACUGGUGACAUUAUUAGUACCACAGAGAGGCUUAAACAAGAGCUUGAAAACACCACACAAAGACAAGAGAUAGCAUCAUUCUUUCUUCGUGAUUAUCAGCUUUCAAAUGAUGAGAUAAAUGCCCUCCGUGAGGAAGAGCUGAGUGAAAACUUUUUCAAGGCACUUGCUCAUGUACAUGAAAUUCAUGCCAACUGCAAAUUAUUGCUAAGGACACACCACCAGCGAGCUGGUUUAGAGCUUAUGGACAUGAUGGCUGUCUACCAAGAAGGUGCCUAUGAACGCUUAUGCAGGUGGGUCCAAGCUGAGUGUCGAAGACUUGGAGAUUUUGACAACCCUGAAGUUAAUGAGCUGUUAAGAACUGCCGUCCGUUGUCUUAAAGCAAGGCCGGUCCUUUUCAAGUACUGUGCAGAAGAGGUUGCAAACAUGAGACAUAAUGCACUGUUCAGAAGAUUCAUUAGUGCUCUCACACGUGGAGGACCUGGUGGACUGCCUAGGCCAAUUGAGGUUCAUGCUCAUGACCCUUUAAGAUAUGUGGGUGAUAUGCUGGGAUGGCUGCAUCAGGCCUUGGCAUCUGAAAGAGAACUUGUCCUUGCAUUGCUUGAUCCUGAUUCGGUGGCAGAUACUGGACCAAUUGCACAAAGAUUCUCCAAAAUCCCGGAGUCUGAUUCUGGGAAGGCAGACUCAGACUUAACUUUUGUUCUCGACAGGAUUUUUGAAGGGGUUUGUAGGCCAUUUAAAGUGAGAGUUGAACAAGUUUUGCAGUCACAGCCAAGUCUUAUAAUCUCAUAUAAGCUUACUAUUACCCUUGAGUUUUACAGCCACACUAUUUCAGAUCUGCUGGGAAGGGAAACGGCUCUGUGUAAUACACUUUGGGCUCUCAAGGAUGCUGCCCAAAAAACAUUCUUCGACAUCGUAAAAGCUAGAGGAGAGAAGCUGUUGAGAUACCCUCCGUUAGUUGCUGUCGAUCUUUCUCCACCUCCAGCACUGAGGGAAGGAGUCUCUGUGCUGCUUGAAUUAAUUGAGACGUAUGACAGUAUGAUGGUUCCCGUGUCAGGCGAGAAGCCUGCAUUUGAACCCGUCAUUUCUGCUUUGUUGGAUCCUAUUAUUCAGAUGUGCGAGCAAGCAGCAGAGGCGCACAAGUCGAAGGGAGCAAUCCAGUCAUCGAGAAGGAAUCGAGUAGGUUCAGACCCGGCUCAACUCCGCAGAUCGUCUAUAGAUGCCAUUUUGGAUAAUAGCAGCUCUUCAUCGUCAUUUCAGGUAUAUAUAUUUGCCUGCUUCAAAUGA
Molecule: messenger RNA, 2004 nt
Organism: Striga hermonthica
Lineage: Eukaryota; Viridiplantae; Streptophyta; Magnoliopsida; Lamiales; Orobanchaceae
Source: the annotation of a GenBank genome assembly